CCUCGCCGGUGGUCGUUGCAGCUUGCAGGCGCGUUCUACUGCCCCUCGACUGGGUGCUAGCUCAACAGCAGUUAAACUCUGAAGCUUUAUCUAUUAUUUUCUCCAAAGCCAUAAACUCUGGUGGUAUCCUACUCAGCUCACCAUGGGCGACUCCUCCUCUUCCUCAGCAUCUUACAUCAGAAUGGUUCACCAUCUAAUAGAGAAGUGCAUCUGCUUCAACCUGAACAAGGAAGAGUGCAUGGAUGCCCUGGAGAAGCAUGCCAAGAUCAACCCUGUCAUCACUUCCACUGUGUGGAAGGAGCUGGAGAAGGAGAACAAGGAGUUCUUCGAGACAUACAACAGGGACCGCGCCGAGCGGAACAUCGAGGCGGAGACGAUGCAGCGGAUCCAGAAGAUGCUAGCCGAGGCGGCGGCCUCCAAGACCUCCGAUGACGAGAGCUAGCUAGCCAGCAGCCAGCUAGCUAACUAGAGCUAGAUCAGCGCGUGCAUGGCCUCACGUCCACUUAAUUCCGAUCCCCAUUAAUUAGCUCCGUUGGGAGAAGCCUUACACACCGGCCGUACCUCACGUGAGACCAUUAUUCUAUAUAUAGCUUAAUUAGUUACUAGCUUACUUAAUUAGCUACCAAAAAUAAUGGUGGUAUGCCUUUUGCAAGAACACCAUGCAUGCAUGUGUCGUGUUUAAUUAAGGUUAGGUACGGUGAUCAUCAAGAAAAACUAUCUUUAAUUCAUGUAUGUAUAUAUAUCAGUAUAUGUAUUCAUGUACAAAGAGGAUGCAUAUUAAUUCGACCUA
Panicum virgatum (switchgrass) is the source of this 790-nucleotide messenger RNA. RefSeq lists its product as uncharacterized. The record is from RefSeq and is a predicted model, not a curated record. NCBI's taxonomy places the organism in Eukaryota, Viridiplantae, Streptophyta, Magnoliopsida, Poales, Poaceae. The transcript is spliced from 3 exons. Bases 143 to 442 code for a protein of 99 amino acids.